AGUUGAUAGUUUCUUCUAUGACUUUCCCAACAAAAUGAGAUUAUUAUCCCAACUUGUCCCCAAAAUCUUGAUACAUAAUGAAAUUAUAUAUAAUUAGUUCGCAUAAGUCUAAAAAUCUUUCUUUCGUUUUAGUGUUAUCAUCUAAUCAUCUGCUAGAAAGACAAGAAUGUUCAUCUGGUCAAAAACUACUUGCUAUAUUUUCUUACAGUGGAUAUCUUACAUUCCAAGUUUUAUCAAAGUUAACUACCAGGGAGCAGGUGAUAUUACCAGAUAGCCUAACACAUAUCCUUGCCAAGUAGAAGCUAAUUCUAGUAGUAUCAUAAAUAUCUUCCAAUAAUGAAUUAUAGUGGUUUUCUAAGAGGGUUUCAAAUUUGUUUUGCAUCAGUUUUUUUUUGUAUUCUUAUUAAACAAUUGAGAUUAAAAUCUGGUGUUUGUGAACGUAUUAGUGAUUUUAGAUCAUAACUGAAAGUGGAGCUACUGCAACCUUGUCACAUAACUAUACAGUCACAUAACUAUACAAUC
Molecule: messenger RNA, 522 nt
Organism: Spathaspora passalidarum NRRL Y-27907
Lineage: Eukaryota; Fungi; Ascomycota; Pichiomycetes; Serinales; Debaryomycetaceae
Exons: 1
Coding region: 78-299 (73 amino acids)
Source: RefSeq, a predicted model, not a curated record